UAAAUAUUCACUUUUUAGAGACUGGACACCAAAUGUAAACGUAACGCUACAAAGAUAUGUAUAUGGAUGUUUCGAUUACAUUGUGAUCCUUAUUACUUGGGAAAUGUUGGAAGAACGAUUGCAUUUAGAGUUGGAAAAUUUGAAAACUGAUGUAAGCUGUAACAACACAUACUGACAGUGUUACCAUAUUUAAUAGCUGACAGCAACUGUUCAGCAGUUAGAUGCCAAAACUCAGGCUGUUUCGAUUUUAAAUGCUUCACUUGAGAAAUGCCAAAAGGAAAAGAAUGAAUUUAAGAGGAUGGCAGAACAGGUAAUGAAUCGAUACCAGAUACUUAAACGAACUCUUGCGGAUUGUGACAAUGAUGAUGAAUAUUCUAAUCCUGAUAUGGUACAUUUAUCGACCAAACAGCUUGCAUCAUUAUUGGUCGAAAGUCGAGAGGCUAACAAAGGCUUGGAACGCGAAUUAAUGAGCUCAAAAGAGAAAAUUGAAGAGCUAGAAGGUGAUAUCAAAGUAAUGCGAAAACAACUUAGAGAUGUUUCAUUGGAAAAUCGUUCAAGAUCGGAUCCUAAAGUUUCGGGAGAUGAUCGUCAAACUUAUGUAACACAGUUAGAGGAUCUUACUUUCCAGCUUUCAGAGGUGAAACGUGAACUGAGCAGAUGUCUUGAUGAAAAGCAGGAAAUUACAACAGAAAGAGAUAUCUAUCGUAACAAGUGUGACAGACUUAACAAUGAAUUAAAUUAUAUUUUAAGUGGAGAUGAACGAAAGAUUGUAGAUAUUGACACUUUGAUUACUGAAAGCAAAAUACUGAAAGAUCGGAUUGAGUUAUUGGAAAAAGAAAAGUCCUUAGCAUUAAAUACAAUAACUAAAUACAAGAAACUUUUGGAUCGCAAAGCAUCGAAAAACUCAUCUGUUAGUAGUGAGAGUUGUAUCACACCAGCUACUUCUCCUAAACAUCAAGACGUAAAUUUCACCUAGAUUAGACUUUAAUCAGAGGUCAUAACUUCUGCAAUGGGAUGAUCCAGCGUCGUGUGAUCCACUAAUAUGAAGUUCUGGUAAAGAAUCUCUUCAAGAGAAAGGAGACUUGAUAAAUUCUCUUUAUUAAUACAGGAUAUCGUAUAGUGAUGAUAGAUUGUAGCUACCAAUGGAAUCCAAGUUGUACGUUUCGCCACAAUCAGGAGUUGUCAGUUGAAUAACCAUGCCUUCCAAGAAUACAAUACAACAAAUUUUUGCCUUAGAUAAAUUUAAAACAAAUUUCACUUAAAUCAUUUAUCAUCUGCAUAUCUAUGUUAAAUUUUGUUGUGAUCCUUUAAAGUUUCUAUGAAAUAGUACUGUGAUAUAUCAUUGUUUGACUGGUGUUUCCAGCUUGUUUUCUUAGAAAGUUUAAUUAUCACUUCUUUCGCCUUACUGUGUUUAAUUUUUUGUAAACAACAUUUCUACCUGUGUACAUGUUAUAAAUGCAUUUAAGGAUCUGUACGACUUUGAUACUACAGGUCGUGUUACUAUAUUCAUUAUUUGUAAAAAAACAAAAGCUGAAUUUAUUUCUUUUCUGCUUAGUUUUCUGCGUUUCUUUUGUACUUGUUCUUUUUUUGUGUUUUUCAAAUAGUAAUAAUUAUAUCUG
Molecule: messenger RNA, 1619 nt
Organism: Heterobilharzia americana
Lineage: Eukaryota; Metazoa; Platyhelminthes; Trematoda; Strigeidida; Schistosomatidae
Source: the annotation of a GenBank genome assembly